This is a messenger RNA of Amphimedon queenslandica, 1255 nucleotides long. RefSeq lists its product as uncharacterized. The transcript is spliced from 7 exons. The record is from RefSeq and is a predicted model, not a curated record. Gene Ontology annotation, molecular function: GTPase activator activity; small GTPase binding. Lineage: Eukaryota; Metazoa; Porifera; Demospongiae; Haplosclerida; Niphatidae. Bases 246 to 1190 code for a protein of 314 amino acids. Gene Ontology annotation, cellular component: nucleus; cytosol; perinuclear region of cytoplasm. Gene Ontology annotation, biological process: nucleocytoplasmic transport; activation of GTPase activity.
AAAUUAUUAGGUUUAAUUUAAUUGUUACAUUUUUGAAAGUGUUCCUUGCAUGUGCCAAGAUUACUGUAUUUGAAUUAUAGGAAGAGAGAGUAGCAAGAAUAGAAAGAAAGGAAACAGAAGGAGCAAUACCUCAAUCAGUAAUUAAUCAAGAUAUACUAUCAACUGAUACAAGUGUGACAAUAGUUAAUAAACAAUUAAUAAAAGAAAUAAAAACAAACAAACAAUUAGAAGAAGCACUAACAAAAAUGAGAGUAAAGGAAAUUCAGCAAAACUUGUCAUUAGGCACAGAUACUAGUUCAGCAUCAUACAGAAUCAGAAGAGGAAUGAGAAUGGAAAUAGAACAAUUGCAAUUAUUAUUAACAAAUAAAACUGGUUUACUGGAUCAGAAUGAAUCAUUAAUAGAUAUUAAGAGAGAAUUAGCUGAACUAAAAGAACAAAUAUCAGUAAUUAGUGCACAUAUAUUUAAUAAAGGAGAAGAGAAUGAAGAUUAUAGAGAUGUAAUAAGAGAGUGGAGGAAAAAAUUGACUUUGUUAGCUGAAAUUGUUAAAUUGAGAGAUGAAGAUGAUGAUAAAGGAGAAGAGACUGUGGGAGUGGUGGAGUGGGACAAUGAUAGAGUAUUCCUUACUAAACCAUCAGCAGAUCAAUGUCAGGAAGUGAUUAUUAAACUAAAAGAUAACAGCAGUCAAAACCAUAUUUACCUCAAGCGGUCAUCACCUUUUCUUGCAUACUUGCUGCUGUCAAAAGUUCUAGAUAUAAGAACAAUAAAAAGGAUUGAUAUAAAAUACACUAAAAUAACAAAAAAUGUCAUUGUCUUGCUGUCAGAUAAAAUAACAAACAGUUCUUCAUUAGAUACACUAGUGAUCAAUAAUGAUUCCAUCAAUGAUGAUGGAGUCAUUGCACUAACGCAAUCAUUGAUGAAUAAUAAAUCAGUUACUGGCUUGCAUCUUUGCCACAAUCCUGGCAUCACUUCAACCAGUGCUCAGUCACUAGCUGAACUUUUACUCUACAACCACACACUAUCUUCCCUGUAUCUUCGCCAUACUAACAUUGAUACUGAUGGAUUACAUUUAUUGAUGGAAUCUCUCAGGACCAAUACACAAAAGAAAAUUUGGCUAGACACUUACAAACGUCUACCUUGUUCUUCAUUUCCUCAUUAUAAAGCUAUUAAAAAAAGAUUAUACUUUUUUUAGGACUGUUUUUUAUAAUGCCUAAUAGAUUUUUUCUUAAAAUAAUUUAGUUUCCGUUCUUAACCCUA